UGCCGCACAGGAUGGUAGCACACGACGACCUCCACCCCGUGGCACAAAAGGCGCGCCAAGAACUCUGCCGCGCGCUCGUGACGAGGUUCUACGGUCGUGUGUGGGACGAAUCUACCCUGGACCCCUCCAUCUUCGCCGAUGUUGCCUGCCUCCUGACGCCGCCGUUCAGUGAGGGGAACUACCUUUCCGCGAUGAAGCUUACAGUGGAGGAGGGCGACUACUUGCCAGCCGGGUCGAGCGUGAUAGCCCCUACGUCGGACGAAGACGUGCGAGAGAAGCUGGAUGGAGCUUGGGCCGAAAUCCAGAAGCGAGCCGUCACAGCCGUGAAGAAAGCACAAAGACAGGCCGCGGGUGAUAGCGACGGUGGGGGGGCAGGUCCAUUCAAGCGCGCCCGCACUAACGGCGCGGGUCCAUCUCGUCGCAAGAAUGAGAAUCAAGACGACACCUUCGCAGCUUUCGGGCGCAACGAAGUCGCCCCCCAGACCAACGAAGAGGAUGCAGAUGUUGACUUGGUGGAGGAGGAGGUCGUGAGCGAGAUCAUGCGGUACAAGGGAGUCUUUAUGAGGCCAAAAGACGUGAGUACAACAAAUACAU
Messenger RNA from Ectocarpus sp. CCAP 1310/34, 594 nucleotides. The record is from the annotation of a GenBank genome assembly. NCBI's taxonomy places the organism in Eukaryota, Phaeophyceae, Ectocarpales, Ectocarpaceae.